Molecule: messenger RNA, 1411 nt
Organism: Pararge aegeria (speckled wood butterfly)
Lineage: Eukaryota; Metazoa; Arthropoda; Insecta; Lepidoptera; Nymphalidae
Gene: AgmNAT
Exons: 6
Coding region: 95-820 (241 amino acids)
Molecular function (GO): N-acetyltransferase activity
Source: RefSeq, a predicted model, not a curated record
GUUAGUUUUAGUUCGUUCAUUCUCAUUUAAAUACUAAACAGUGUGUUUUCAAGAGGUUAAUGAGAUAGUAAUAAGUCUUAAAUAAAAGUUAAGAAUGCCGUGGCAAAGACCGCCAGAUGUGCCAGUUGGUAGAGUAUGGGGCCGGUUCAGAGGCAGGGAGCGGGAUGGUUCCCCACCACUCAUGUAUCAAAUAAGGGACAUGGAAGAACCUUAUAGAAAACCAUGCUUGGACUUGAUGCAGGAAACUUUCAUACGUGAUGAGCCUAUUUGUCAAGCUUUAGGUAUCUCCUCGGACCCAGAAUCAAUCGAAACAAUACGGAAAAACUGGGAGGAGAUCCUGUUGCAACAGAUCUCUAUCGCCUGCUUUACAGAGGAAGAUGGUGAGCCCAAAGACCUAGUCGGCUUUAACAUAUUGAUGGUUAAAUGCAAGGAUGAUGAAGAGGAAGACAUUACGAAGGUAAAGGGUGAUUCGUGGCGCAAAUGCCUGAAGACCUUAGUCUGCGCAGAGAAGCUGGUGGACGUGUUCGAGCAUUACAACGUGGAUAAAUACCUGUCGUCCAGCGGCCUGACCGUGCUGCCGGGACACAGGGGGCAGAACAUUGGAGCUCGUCUGAUAGACGUCAGGAAAGAACUGUGCAAACCUUUCGGCAUCAAGGCAGCCUGCACAGUGUUCACAGCCAAGACGUCGCAGGUGCUGGCGGCGAAAUGCAAUUACCAGGUCAUCGCCACCUUGCCCUACGCGGACAUGGUGAAACACGGAGUCGACUUAUCCGGCUGCAGCACCGCUGAAGCUAAGGUCAUGGGUAUUCAAUUUGAAUAAGCAUGUCAUUACUACAUGACUAGGCAUCUUGUACCUACACACACUUUAAGCUUUAGGUACUGGUUAGGACCAUCAGGUGUCUUUGCAGCAUAAGCAGGACUGAUUUAUAUUUAAAAACCGAUCAUACAGAAUGUAAGUCUUCAAAACAAGAAGCACUCAGACCGUUUCAGUCUGAGUUUUGACAUUAUUGGUAGUUAUAUGUUUCUGCAUUCGAAAUACUGCGAUAUUAAGUUCUGAACUUGGUCAGACCUCGUAGUUUUCAGAACAAUGUUUGGUCUUGGCCUUAUUACCUGAAUUUUACGACUAAAAAGAGCAAGUAACGCAUGAAUAAGUAUUUAUUUUCUUUCUUUAGUGAUUAAAGGUAAAAGUAUGUAACUAAAUCUCUGCAUUGUAUACGGUAUACCAGUUAUAUAAAAAGGUUAGUAAGUGAUAAUGAAAUAAGGAACAAAUCUAUUUUAUAAAUGUUAAUUUAUUAUUAUACACAAAAUAUUUUUAUAAAUAAAAUACUUUAUCAAAUCGCAGUGGUUUUCUUACACCUAUUUACAAAUACAAAACAUUUAUAAAUGCAUGUAACAUCACUAUAAAAAUGUC